CGCUAGCGUCCCUACUCCCACCCACAAGUUUUGCUGGGCUGAUUUUGUUGUAGAAGAUCAAAAAAGCUGGUCACCUGGUACAUUGUUGUUGUUUUUAGAAGACUGUUUUGUUUUGUUCUCGGCUGUGACGGAUGGGUUCCUUGGUACCAAGCAUCUAGAAGGAUGCAGGCUGAAGGUGGAGAUGCCCGAGGUCGCACUCCUGCCAUUUAUCCAUCGUUCGUUUCACUUUUAGUGGACAUUGAGAAUGGACAGCCGGAUCAGAACAUUUUGAAGCCAAUUCUAAAUUUGCUUGUAGGUGGAACGUUUGACGCUGAAAGCAACUUCCGCAUCAAGGAUCCAAACAUAGUAUUGCUGAUCCUCGAACUUGCCAAACAUGGGUCCAAUGCUCUCAAGCUUGAAAUAUGGAGUCAACUUGCUGUGAUCUUGAAGCGUAGCCUUCUGAACGUGCAGGCGUGCACUGACAAAGAUCUGCUGAGCCAUUGCUUGAGCCAUCUCUUACUCACUAAUGAUGCAUCUGUUGCUGACAAGAUAGUGGAAGUUCUGACAGCCGUUGUCAGCUACAACAUCAGUGUGACCGGACUAAGGACACUAUUCACUGCACUGCAGGCAAUCAAUUUGCCUCAGCGCAACACUCAAAUCUGGCCUCAACAUGCAAGUCGUCUUGUGCAUGCGCUGCGUUACAUCACGGGCAAGGACAGUCCUGACGUCUUCUUCAGCUUCAAUGGUGCCCGAGAAGCGGCUGUAACUAUUCCACCUCUAGCCAAGUGGCCCACGCAGCCAGGCUUCACUAUACACACAUGGAUUCGCCUGGACCCACAGCCUGGUGUCAACAUGGCCAUUGCCAAGCCUUUCCUAUACUGGUUUCGCACGGGCAAAGGCUUUGGCUACUCAGCUCACUUUAGUGCUCAUACAUUGGUGGUAACAGCCUGCUCUGCCAAGGCUGCUAAGGGCAAGCCACAGACUCACCAGGUAGCUUUCCCUUUUCAGCCCAGGCAGUGGUUCAUGGUAUCUAUUGUGCACACGUUCAAUCGUCUCAAAGCUAACGAGGUCCAGUGCUAUGUUAACGGAACAUUGGCUUCUAAAGCUGAGUUGCCGUUUGUCACUACCAAAGAGCCAUUCGAUAAGUGCUACCUUGGUACAUCGCCAGCUGCCUCAGCCAACGAUGUCUUCAGUGGGCAAAUGACUGCCUUCUAUCUCUUUCAAGAGCCUCUAUCAGCUGAUCACAUCUAUGCACUGUCUGCACUCGGUCCAUCCUACAAGGGUCAAUUCAAGUUUCCUGGUGAGAGUGACCGUGUUAUUUUGAACCAUGAACGCAAGCUCCUGUAUGAUGGCAAGCUGUCCAACUCCAUCGUGUUCAUGUACAGCCCAAAGGCAUGUGAUGGUCAGCUGUGCUUAGAGUCCUCGCCGACUACCAAUCCAACGUUCUUUGUUCACUCACCGCAUGCUACUCUUCUCGAGGGUGUGCGCCCGAUGGCAGUGCAUAGUUUUCGCAGUGCACUGUACUCUAUUGGAGGUGUUGAGGUGUUGUUUCCAUUGUUCCAUCAUCUUGACUUGCCCCACUUCAGCCUGGACAAUGGGCUGCAGCCGGACUAUCAACUCUGCUCCUCUCUUCUUCAACUACUUGUUGAUGUCCUGGAACAGAGCACAACAGUGCAGCAGCAGAUGUUGCUCGGUAAAGGCUUCCUCGUUCUCAGCGACCUCCUUUUGCAGAACUCACCCAAGCAUCUGACAGUUGAGGCCAUGGACAUCCUACUUCGCUAUUGCAAUCGUUUGGUGAGUUGUUCGGGUCAGUAUGAACGUAGCUUGCUGCAGGAUCUACUACGUCACAUCAUGUUCAACGCUCACCUCUGGAUCCGUACUGAUGUUCAGGUACAAAUCAAGCUGUUCAGCUCACUGGCCACACUCCUACCACAGUGGCAGGUGGGUAGUGAGGAGAAAGGACGCGGUGUGGACUUACGCCGUGACGUGGGUGUGCCGCUCAUCAUCGAUAUUCUACAGCAUUUCUACUACUUGGCACCUUCUCCGAUCUUCGCCACUGACACAUCAGAUGUUGAGCAGCGACCCGAUUCCUAUGAAAUGAAGGAGCUCCGGUCUUACAUUCUGCUCAUUGUCAGCUUGCUGGUAUCACAGGGCAAGGGCGUUCGUGACGAAGAGCUCUCAAGUAUACUUACGUAUUUAUCUGUGGAGCCCGAAGAAAAUGUUUCCGAUGUCCUGGCGUUGCUACAUGAUCUGUUCAAAACACAUCCUGAAUCAGUCGCGGCAGCAUUCGAUCGUGCCAAGGGUAUCCCCGCGUUGCUACGCUUACUGCAUUUUGAUGACGACAAGAUCCGUGCGUCUUCCAUCCGUAUUUGUACCAUUUUUCUUCACCACCUUCCGUCCAAGCGGUUGGCUCAUUUCAUUGAGGUCCAGUCCUUGCUAGUGUUCCUAAUCAAUCACGUCCAAGAGAAGCCAUUCACGUAUACCAUGUAUCGUGCCAUCUACGAUUUGAUGAUUGAUAAUCACACAGCUGCUCCAGUCUCAACUCAAGCACAUGUCAGCAUUGUGUAUGCAGACAUCAUGGUGCUGCUCUUUCAGAUUUUACUUGGUAUUGGUAAAGUGCCGCAGACGGAGGCUUGUACUCCCAUGAGUAAAGUAGCCAGUGAUCGCACGGCCGUGUUUGACUGUCAGCACACUCUAUCUUCACAGGACUUACACAGCAAACUGUCAAGCUGUUCGCAAAUCACUACUUGUGUUCACAUGCCGCCCUCACUGGUCACCGACAUCUUGUCUGAUAUUGUGAAAUUGUUGGAUGACCGGCCAGACAACUGCCACACCUUUUCUCAGAUUUCUCACUGGCAAGGCUGGCUGCUGAAGUUUCUUGUGAAUGACGAGGCACUUUAUCCGUCAGGUACAAGAAAGCUGGUCUUGAGGAUCUUUUUUGUCAUGAUGGAGCACAGUGUGCGUCAUGAAAAGGACGGAUGGAUGUUCUUCUCUUCGGCAAUGGCGUUGGCUCAUGCCGAGUCUGUUGGUGCUGACACGGUGUGUUGGAUGACGAGGCUUGCGGUUGCCUCCCUUCCCAUGCCAGCUGCUACAACAGCUGCGGCGGUGCAGAGCAAAACAGCUGGACCGUCACUGUCUCUGGGAGCUGUAUUAAAACGGCGUAGGUAUUCCAAAGAAGGAGUGUCUACACAGCAAGCAACACCAGCAAAUAGUGGACAGGCAACACCGAAGGCCUCAGGCGCGGAUGGUACUCAGAAAGUCCAGGAUGAGGCAGUGAACAGUGACAUGCAAGGGUCCUCUCCCAGUACCCUGUGUGCUGGUGGCGAGCUACACGAAGGUCUUGUCAUUAGAGUGGAAGGUGAAAGCGAAGAGGUAUCAUCAGAUACAGGUACAUGUAUACGUGGCACAUCUACUGCAGUGUCAAGUGCUGAUGAUACCACUGCCAGUCAACGUUCUGCUGCUGGUGUCGAUGAGCUCGAUGGAGACAAGGCUACUACUGACUCUGUUACUGACGGCGGCGAUUGUGAUCAAGCAAGUGCUUCUCCAGCUGUGGAACAGCAGCAGUGCCCAUCAGAACCCGGUGCUGAGCAAGAAACUGUCAGUGUGGACUCUGAACUGGUCAAGAACCUGCAGAGUGCAAUGGGUAGCAUGUCCGGCGAUGAUCCAAGCCGUGUCGGCCCUGAAGCCAAAAAGGUAGCCUCACCUAUGUCAAGCGACUAUGAUAUGCUGUCUGAUCUGAAUGUUGUAGUCAGUGUAUCAGAGCAUGCCUCUGAUGACGAUAGCCAUGCAGUACGUGCUUCUGCAUCUGAUCAUGUGACCGGAGAAGGGAACUCCCCACUCGAUGGUCCAAAAGACUCAAGUCAAGUGCAGGACGCUGAUGAAGACAACGACCAGCAUACGGGGCUGCCAGCAAUUCGGAAACCGAUACGUUUGAUCCUACAGCCAAGUAGCGUGGAUGAAGAGCAGACUCAGGAAGACCUGAGUAGUGGCGCAGUGCAAACGGAAUCAGCACCAGAGGACCCAGCCACUAGUAAUCCGGAUCAGAAGAAUGCUGAUGCUUCAGCAAAUACCGACGUACGACCGGGAUUCCGUGCCAUGGAGGAAGUGGCAAAAGCCGCCGUAUCUAUUGUGCAAACACCGCUGCAGCAGCGUAUGACUCGCCACAAUCUCAGCAACCUGCAGGCGACGGCUAUAAAACACAUGCCAGCGUUUGAAUGGUGCAAGGUACACUACACACUACUUGAGCUUGUUCUGGAUGUCCUGGAUGGCCUGUAUGGUGAUAUUGAUGAUGUUCUCGAGAAUCCACUCAACGCCACCGAGUUACCAUUGCCCAAACAAGGUCAGCAUGUUCAGACCAACGUUGCUCACAUUCUCUUUGUCGUCAGCGACCUGGUGCUGGGUUCCAGUGGUGGCUUGGAUGGCCUCAUGAAGAAAGCCAUGUUCCAGAUGGCACCAGAUGCCACUACCGUCGACUCUUUUCUAAUGUCGGAGGAUGAGCAAGUUGGCUGUGAUUAUGCCGAGCGCCUAUGCAAGGUUGCAGUGAAUGUGUGUGUACGCGGGGCACCGGUUCACCACAGUGUGGAGGUUGCACACAACGUUGGCAAUGGUGGCAUGUUCAGGCAGAUUAUGCGUAUCGUAUUGGCCAAGGCCAUCAUUGCUAAUCUGAAAACAGCGCAUCAAGUCAAGGAGGCUGAAAGUCGGUUCUUUGCAGACCUUCAGAACAUUACAGAGCUUCACCAGGAGACUGCCUCUGCAUUGAAGGAACUCAAGAUCUCUCAGCAACAAAUCAAUAAGUAUUUGACAGAUCGACUGGACUGUCGUCAGCGGGAGCUUGUAGCAUCCCAAUCUCUGUUCUCCCAGGCACACAUCAACCUGCUCUACACGACUCUGUUCAGAAAAAUAGACGAGCACAAACACAACAUAUCAACUGUGCUGAGCACACUGUACGUUUUGAACAAGUUGCUAGUGGUGCAGUACCAACGAAUUCUGGACGGAUUGCAAUCAGCAUCAUCUUCGCCCACUCACCCAUCGUCACCCAGAGCAGAAGAUGUUGACGAGGAUGGUCAGCUCCCGCCAGAACAGAGAGCACCCAGACGUGGCUCGAUGCCGGAAGCUGUUUCUCCUCGGCCGUAUGCUGCUCCAUUGCGCCGACUGCAGCAGAUGACGUCCAUUCAGCCUGGUGGACAAUCUCCUAGACUGCGUGAGCGGCUGGUUAGUACUGUUGGACAGCAUGGACCAUCAGUACACCGACAUCGCUGGAGGAAAGCAGCAGAUUCCAGCACAUCACCUCUCAAGGCCUCGAAGGAGCCGCAGCGACCUGACCUAACUAAACAGGUUGAGGCAAUUGGCACGUUUGUGGGGCCAUUUCUGAAAGACCUUUUCCAGGAGUUUCCCUCUAUUCUGUCCCAAUUGAAAACCACCAGUGGCGAACCUCUUCUUGGUGCAGGCCGCAGUUGGAAGCCCACAUCUUCGGUUGUGGAACUUGUAAUGCUGCUAUGUUCUCAGGAAUGGCAAAUGUCUAUACAGCGCUCUGCUGGCUCUGCAUUCAACACUCUGGUGGCGGAAGGAACUAAGCUGGCUCGACAGGGCAGCUCACUGAUGACUAGUUUAGCAGCAGAGGCUCUUGCUCAGGGCGCAUAUGAGUUUACCAGCCUACAACGCAAGCAUACCCAACUACAGUAUGAAUGCCGGUACCUUGCCGAUAACUGGUACACCCUGGAACAGCAGUCCUGCACUGAACUACUGGCAGCACAUCGACGUGGUCAUACUGAAGCACGGCGCAUAUGGAGAAAGGUAUGGGGCGCUAUGAGCAGAGAGUUUGGACCAUGGGCUGUGGCUGAGUCACAGGACCAACUCUUCCUCAGGCUUGACAUGUCUUUUGAAGACAGAUUGAGGCGGCGAGUUCGCUUCAUUCCCAAUCCGAAUGGCUCCAGCCAUCCAGAAGCUACCCAUACCACUUUCACGGACAGCCCGGAGAAAAUUGACUACAGUCGUCGGUUAGUACAUGAAAGUGUAGCUAACAUAGGUCUGGGCCAGUCCGCUGGAUCUGAGAGUCCAGUUCCUACAGCUGAUGAAGAGGAUGACUUGGAGGCAACGCCUACGGAGCCAGAAGUUGCAGGCCGAGUGGUGUUGACAACAGAGUGUGUGAUAGUAACACCUGGACUCAGUGCACCUGGCACUCUGACCUGCACAACAUCUGCUCUCUACUUUGCCGUGGAUGAGACAAGCGAAGAGUACAAGUCAUGCUCACCAGAUGUGCUAUCAUUGCUCGACUGUUUCCAUGCCAUGUGGGAAUACAGCAGUGUGACAGCUGUGUAUUCUAGGUCUUACAUGCAGCAACGCACUGCUGUCGAGGUCUUCUUUACAUCACGAGCAUCGGUGUUCUUCAACAUGUCCAAUACCGCUGCUGUGCGUCGCCUUGUCUCCGUUCUGCCCCGUGUUGGUGCCGGAACGCAGUUUGGAUUGCCGGCAAGCAGGGCCACUUCCUUACUGUCACCAAGUCAACUCCUUAGUCGCAGUAACAUGACACAGCGCUGGCAACGGCGAGAAAUCUCCAACUUUGAGUAUCUGAUGUUUAUCAACACCAUUGCUGGGCGUACGUACAACGACCUGAACCAGUAUCCAGUCUUUCCCUGGGUCUUGUCGAACUAUCAUUGCAAGCACUUAGACUUGAAUGACCCUGGCAACUUCAGAGAUCUGACACAGCCCAUUGGUUGUUUGAAUGUCCCGCGAUUGAGUAAGUUUGAAGAACGCUAUGAGUUGUGGGAGGAUGAUGCCAUACCCAAAUUCCAUUACGGUACACAUUACUCUACGUCUGCGUUCACCAUGAGUUGGCUUAUACGCGUGGAGCCGUUCGCAACUUACUUCUUGCAGCUUCAGAGUGGCAAGUUUGACAUGCCCGGACGAACGUUUUCCUCCUUGCCUAAUGCCUGGCAAAACUGUCUGCAAGAUACAUCAGACGUGAAGGAACUUAUCCCAGAGUUGUUCUACUUGCCGGAGAUGUUCACAAACUCCAACAAGUUUGUAUUUGGCGAGGACAAUGAUGGCAAGACAGUCGAUGAUGUUGAUCUACCUCCUUGGGCAAGCUCUCCUGAGGACUUUGUGCGCCUGCAUUCACAGGCACUAGAAUCGGAGUAUGUCUCUAGCCACCUGCACCACUGGAUAGAUCUGAUCUUUGGAUUCAAGCAGAGAGGUGAGGAAGCUGUCAAGGCCAAGAAUACGUUUUACUAUUUGACGUAUGAAGGCUCUGUACAGCUUGAUCAAGUCACGGAUCCUAUUAGCUUGAAGGCUGUAGAACAGCAAAUCAACUCGUUUGGUCAGACUCCAGCUCAGCUCAGCACUGAGCCUCAUCCAUCUCGCAAUGCACCCAAGCCUCAGUACCCAAUUCCCAUCAACACCAUCUCUGGGCCGGUGGCGAUGUUGUCAGUUACUCCUGAUGUUCCUAUUGCCUAUUUGAUGGCAGCUCAGUCUCAGCAGUCUAUGUCUGUGACAAGCAGCAACGGCGGCACACUUGCAUCAAUCAGCUGUAAUCAGAUGUUCGCCAUGAACAAGUGCUCUGUUGCUCUCAACACUCAGUCGAUACCAGAGCCACAGAUGGAACUCGAUCCAGAGUUAGGCACAAAGAGUGGUGCACGCUAUCGACGUCUAGGUGAACCACUUGAUCAGAGCAUAGCUCCAUCACCGAAUUGCUUCACAGUCACUGAGGACUGUCGGCAUAUCAUAGCUGCUGGAUACUGGGACUACAGCCUCAAGUGUUUCGCUACUGAAUCAAGUCGUCUUGUGCAGUCGGUGUUUGGUCAUCGUGACCUGGUGACCUGUGUAGCCUACUCAGCAGACACUGUGGCUGGUAACCGUGCUAUUGUGGUGUCUGGAUCCCGUGAUGCCACCGUAUUGCUAUGGCAUUGGUCUAACACGCUUCACAGGAUUAUAUCUUCUGAUCAUGACCAGGGAGCGGACAGUGCCAGUGCGCAGGCUAUCCUGACUGGUCAUGAGCUAGCUAUCGUCAGUGUGGCGGUCAAUGCUGAUGUUGGUAAAGUCGUCUCAUGCUCACAAGGUGGCCGUUGUCUAGUGCACACCUGCCAUGGAGAAGUGUUACAUUCAGUGCAACCUAAAGCCACUCGUGGAUUACCUACGUGUGUUCGUCCUCAUCAUGUGAAGAUCACAGCAUGUGGUCACGUUGUACUACUCUAUGCUGAUGGCAGUGGUGUGUUGGCUGUUUUCUCCAAUACUGGAGAACAGCUGGCAUGCAAAAUGCUAGUUGACCAGGCCUUGGCUGUGGCAGUGAGCCAGGACGGCCGCCAUCUGGUGCUAGGUGGCAUUGCACGCACAGUGGAGGUGCGACGCUGCUCUGACCUUGCGUCCAUACUCGUCUAUCCCGGUGCAGAGAGUAGUGUGCGAGCACUGACAACUACAGCAGAUGAACGGUUUGUUCUGGCUGGUUUGUCAUCAGGCAGCAUCGUUGCCUAUCCACUGGAGUUUCCACGCAACUGAGUGCCACCUUUCUAGGACAUUCUCUUUACACUUGUUUAUUACUUACAGAUUACUUUGGAGAUUGAGUACAGAUUACUUUUCGAGUAUAUAGCAUUUUACUCUCUUGGCAUUUAGUAUGGCAAAUUUUAUCAUCCAUUGCUUUUAUUUGUACAGUAUUCUAGCAGAAUUUGGCAUUUAGUAAAUUAUUUCAGAAGACUAUCCGUACCGAGUUGUGGCGUUUUGUUCAAAUUUCUGUUGUUCGUCAUUUGCUGUGCCCAGUGUGAUGUAUGGUUUAAAUCAUGCUGCUUGCAGCACAUGCACUGCACUCCUUGAUAGUAUCCCUGUUAGCAUGUGGCAUUUAGCAGUGCGUUUCGGCACUAUAUUUUAUAUUUUUAUGUCCUUUUGUUUUCACCGCUUUCAUCCUCUUGUUUUCAUCGUUUUCGUCCUUUUGACAGUUUUGUUUAUUUGUAGACACUGUCGUUACCACUCAGCAUGUCGAAGGGUUGUAAGAAAGUCACCUGUUGCAGUGCUACUCUGCUGUGAGAGGUCUUUUAUUGAAGAAAAA
This is a messenger RNA of Sycon ciliatum, 9013 nucleotides long. Its product is annotated as lipopolysaccharide-responsive and beige-like anchor protein. The record is from RefSeq and is a predicted model, not a curated record. Gene Ontology annotation, molecular function: protein kinase binding. Gene Ontology annotation, biological process: intracellular protein localization. The transcript is spliced from 64 exons. Gene Ontology annotation, cellular component: cytosol; membrane. Lineage: Eukaryota; Metazoa; Porifera; Calcarea; Leucosolenida; Sycettidae. The coding region runs from base 163 to 8469 and encodes 2768 amino acids.